Thecamonas trahens ATCC 50062 is the source of this 1105-nucleotide messenger RNA. RefSeq lists its product as uncharacterized. The record is from RefSeq and is a predicted model, not a curated record. Lineage: Eukaryota; Apusomonadida; Apusomonadidae. Bases 1 to 1011 code for a protein of 336 amino acids. The transcript is spliced from 2 exons.
AUGGAGGACAAUCUGGGCGAGGCUGACGAGGCCGCGAGUGAGGGUGUUGCAGUCGGCGGCGAUGAUGUCGGCCGCGGCGCCGCCGAUGUCAUUGUGUGGCGCGAGGGCGUGGAAGCCGUGCGGCAGGCCACCGAACUCGUCCGCAUGGGAUGGUCGCGCGCCCGCUGGGGCAUGUUUGCGCUUGCGGCUCUUGCCGCUACCAUGCUCGCCACCAACCGCUUGGCGGCCUCGGCUCCGGCCCGUCCUGCCGUCGCCACUGGCGCCACCUCUCGGACGGGCGCAGAAGCUACGCCGUCAGAGGCGCCACACGUGGUGGAUGCACGGAGCCAAGGCGGAGUGAGGGCGGUGCAGCUGCUUUCAGGCCCGCUUCAUCCGCGUGAUCUCCCGCCGCUCCGUGACGCGCUAGCCGCCCGUGGCGCCGGAGCCAACGAGCUGCAUCUGUUUGUGGUCCAGCUCGCAGGCCGGGUGGUCGAUCCCAAGGACCGCGCCGCGGUCGAGACCGCCGUCUUUGGAGGCCGCUCGCUCGGCAAGUACCUCCCGCCGAACGCCUUUCUUGUCGCCGCAGCGACCAGCGAGGCCCUCGCCGCCGCAGAACACCCGGCCGUCGCCUGGGUCGCCCUCCUCCCACCGCAUGCCAAGCACAUGCCCGAUCUGGUCGAGACCAUUGCCGCAGGCGCUGCUCCGGGUGUCAACAUCCUGUGCGCCACUCCUGAUGCCGGCCGUGAGCUCGCCGCAAAGCUGGACGCCCGCUUUGGCGCGGGCGCCCACCGCGGCACCGGCGGCCCGCUCGCCGUCAAGUCCGUAGGCUCCAAGUCAGCCGUUGUCACCGUCACCUGGACUUCAUCGGCACCGUCCAAGGACCAAGCCGCUGUUCUCCUCGACUACCUUGCGUCCGCGCCGCUUGUCGAGUGGAUCGAACCCGUCCAGUCUGUUCGCACCUUUGCCUCCCGUCCCGGCCAGACAGGCGCCCGCGCCCGCGCUCGCGACCACUUUCACCCACAGACCUUGUAGCUACCCCCCUUCCAUCCCAUCGCCAUCGCCAUGACUAGGCCAGGCCUAGUCAAAUCCGUGUUUAACACGAUCGAAUGAAGUGGAGUGGCCACCA